This is a messenger RNA of Megalobrama amblycephala (Wuchang bream), 1514 nucleotides long. Its product is annotated as zinc finger protein 658B-like. The record is from RefSeq and is a predicted model, not a curated record. The transcript has a single exon. Lineage: Eukaryota; Metazoa; Chordata; Actinopteri; Cypriniformes; Xenocyprididae. Bases 27 to 1514 code for a protein of 495 amino acids.
UGCCAUUCAAUUAUCUUGAUGUGCACAUGAGAAUCCACACCGGAGAGAAGCCAUACACAUGUGACCAGUGCGGGAAGAGUUUCACAUACAAACAACUCCUUGAUUUUCACAUGAGAACCCACACUGGAGAAAAGCCAUUCACUUGUGAUCAGUGCGGGAAAAGUUUCACGCAAUUAGCACACCUUAAGAGUCACAUGAGGAUCCACACUGGAGAGAAGCCAUACACAUGCGAUAAGUGCGGGAAGAGUUUCACAAACAAACAACUCCUUAAUGUUCACAUGAGAAUCCACACUGGAGAGAAGCCGUUCACAUGUGAUCAUUGUUGGAAAAGUUUCACACAAUAUGCACAUCUUAAAGGACACAUGAGAAUCCACACUGGAGAGAAGCCUUUCAUGUGUGGUCAGUGUGAAAAGAGAUUCACAUACAAAGGACAUUUAACAGUACAUCAGAAAAUUCAUACUGGUUUGAAAGAUUAUAUGUGCUUUGAGUGUGAGAAAACUUUUACUCAUGCAAGCUGUUUAAAACAGCACCAGAGAAUUCACACUGGAGAAAAACCUUACAAGUGUUCACACUGUGACAAGAGAUUCCGUCAGUCGGCCAGUCUGAAAACACAUGAGAAGAUCCACACUGGAGAAAAACCUUACAAGUGUCCAAACUGUGACAAGAGAUUCAGUCAGUCAGUACAUCUGAAAACACAUGAGAGGAUCCACACCGGAGAAAAACCUUACAAGUGUUCAUACUGUGUCAAGAGAUUCAGUCAGUCAGUACAUCUGAAAACACAUGAGAGGAGCCACACCGGAGAAAAACCCUACAAGUGUUCAUACUGUGUCAAGAGAUUCAGUGUGUCAGCCAAUCUGAAAACACAUGAGAGAAUUCACAGCAGAGAGAAGCCACACACACGUGAAAAGAAUUUCACACAAAAAACACCUCUUAGGGGACACAUGAGGAUCCACACUGGAGCAAAGCUAUUUACUUGUGAUCAAUGUGGAAAUACUUUCACACAACUUCAAGGACACUUGAAAAUCCACACUGGAGAGCAGCUUUUCAUGUGUGAUCAGUGUAAAAAAAGACUCACACACAAAAAAAGUCUUGAGCUUCACAUGAGAGUCGAUACUGGACAGAAGCUGUUCACAUGUGGGAAGAGCUUCACACAAAAAAUACAACUUAAGAACCACAUAAGGACCCACAAUGGAGAGAAGCAACAUUCAUGCGAUCAGUGUGGGAAGAGAUUCUCAAGGAAACAUCAUCUUGAGAUUCACAUGAAAGUUCAUACUGGAGAGAAGCCGUUCACAUGUGAUCAGUGUGGGAAGAGCUUCACACAAAAAAUAUACCUUAUGAACCACAUGAGGAUUCACACUGGAGAGAAGCCAUUCAUGUGUGAACAGUGCGGGAAGAGUUUUCGAUAUAAACAAACUAUUAAAAAUCACAUGCGAAUCCACACUGGACAGAAGCCGUUCAUGUGUGAACAGUGUGAGAAGAGUUUCAGGAAUCAGCAGACCUUAAGAAACACAUGA